UUGUUAGUUCUCGCGAGAACGGCGCUUGUUAUUGCUACAGAUAGCACCGCUAGAGCGGGCGAGACAAGUUAUCCAGAUCUGCAGUGAACUGUUGUACUGCGAUGGAUGCUCUCGGAGCCCUCGACGAGGCAGAGAGGCCACGAAAUCACCCUUUCCUAAUAGGGGUCAGCGGAGGAACCGCCAGCGGCAAGUCAACAGUUUGCGCAAAGAUCAUGGAGCUUCUGGGCCAGAACAAGGUGGACCACCGCCAGAGGAAGGUGGCGAUUAUAAGCCAGGACAGCUUCUACAGAGUACUGACUCUGGAGCAAAAGGCGAAAGCACUGAAGGGCCAAUACAACUUUGAUCACCCAGAGGCAUUCGACACCGAGUUAAUGUACAAAACCUUAAAGGACAUUGUGGAGGGAAAGGUGGUCGAAGUGCCAACGUAUGACUUCGUCACACAUUCCAGGCUGGAAGACAGGAUCACAGUUUACCCAGCAGACGUGGUCCUCUUUGAGGGGAUCCUGGUCUUCUACCCCCAGAAAGUGCGUGAUAUGUUUCAAAUGAAGCUUUUUGUGGACACUGAUUCAGACGUCAGACUGUCUCGCAGAGUUCUCCGAGACAUGACCAGAGGGAGAGACCUGGAGCAGAUUCUCACGCAGUAUACAACAUUUGUCAAGCCUGCUUUUGAAGAGUUUUGUUUGCCUACAAAAAAGUAUGCAGAUGUCAUCAUUCCAAGGGGGGUCGACAAUAUGGUGGCCAUCAACCUCAUCGUACAGCACAUCCAAGACAUACUGAACGGUGAAAUCUGCAAAUGGCGUGUAUCUAUUAACAGCCACGCGCGAGGCUUCAAACGGGCCAUCUCUGAGCAGGGUGACCUGCAGAACGGCGCUGCUAAUCCUGCAGGAAAGAGGGUCCUGCUGGAGCCCAGUUGUCGGCCUCACUGAGACUGCGUAGAUGCAUGGGUGGACCGAUGUGUCCAGACUGAAUAUAAGCUUCACGUUGGGAUUGCUACUACUGAUUUGUGCGAGAUGGGUCAGCACCUGUGAUGCCGGUCUCCCCCUCAGAGUAUUUUAUGUUGUUUUUUAAAGAAAAGUAUCCACAAUCCUCCUUUACAAAUAUUCAGUGCCGCAACCUCAUAAUUCACUGUAAUCAUUGUUGCAUAAGCAGUAUGCUAAUAUAUUAUGAUUUUCACAUGUAACAGUCUUCCAUGAUAGUUUGACUUUUCUGUGUUAACUCUGGUCAAAUGACCGGUUACUGAGAUUGGGGUUAUAUAGUUGAGGGAAGGAAGUGUUAUUUAAAUGUUUAAUUGGAGUCAUGCUGUUGCACUUUGACCUUUUAUUUACAUCUGCUUUUUUGUUGCUGGAGUAGGCCGUUUUUAUGGAAAAGACAAAACUACAGCCCUUGUCCUGCAGCUCUCCCUUCUAAGCCCUGAAAUGCUUCGCUGAUAUUGCCAGGUGUUUUCUUACAUUCAUGUUAGUCUUUCACACUCUUUGAUUAGUCUGUUUUACUUUUUUUUUCUUCUCAAGAGCAACUUUCUGCAGGAUUUUCCACCAUUGUAUUUAGGCCUUUGCCAUCUGUAGGGAUGUGCACCUGCACCUGCGUUUGUAGACCAGCCAAUAGGAAUAGGAAGCCAACGUCUUCUGUCAUGGGCAAGAUUGUCUAAAGCCUGACAACAGAGCCAAGAGGGAUUGCAAAAGUUCUCGCAGGCCACUUGAAUUGCUACAUGCUGAAAUAUCAUGAAAGUUUUUAAAGCCAAAGAAGGAAAAAAAAAAACUGCCUACCCCAGCUUUAAUCAAGAUUAUAUCCUGGUUUUUUUGAAUGUUUUUAAAUCCAUUUAGGCCAGAUGACUGUGGUGUAGUAUUGUUACACCUAGAUUGUUAUUGAGUGCUUCCUUUUAAUUAUUUAAAGUUGAACACAUGCCUUAAUAUUUCUGAA
This is a messenger RNA of Etheostoma cragini (Arkansas darter), 1917 nucleotides long. It is a transcript of the gene uck1, whose product is annotated as uridine-cytidine kinase 1. Gene Ontology annotation, cellular component: cytoplasm; cytosol. The coding region runs from base 102 to 926 and encodes 274 amino acids. The transcript is spliced from 7 exons. Gene Ontology annotation, molecular function: ATP binding; kinase activity. Lineage: Eukaryota; Metazoa; Chordata; Actinopteri; Perciformes; Percidae. The record is from RefSeq and is a predicted model, not a curated record.